This is a messenger RNA of Corythoichthys intestinalis (scribbled pipefish), 4704 nucleotides long. It is a transcript of the gene snx4, whose product is annotated as sorting nexin 4. Bases 1834 to 3054 code for a protein of 406 amino acids. Gene Ontology annotation, biological process: protein transport; positive regulation of autophagosome assembly. Gene Ontology annotation, molecular function: phosphatidylinositol-3-phosphate binding. Gene Ontology annotation, cellular component: plasma membrane; early endosome membrane; SNARE complex. NCBI's taxonomy places the organism in Eukaryota, Metazoa, Chordata, Actinopteri, Syngnathiformes, Syngnathidae. The record is from RefSeq and is a predicted model, not a curated record. The transcript has 14 exons.
CAUAUCGAUAAAGAAUUCAGGGAUUUAAGCAUUUAUUCACAAGAAUCGCAACGUAAAAUGCUGUUUGUUAUUAAAAGGCAGCGCCACAGUGACUUAAAGACGGCAGCACAUUCAACAAAUUUACUUAAAAUGAAUCCUAACUGCCCGUUUUUUUUGUUGUUGUUUUUAAACAAGAAUCGAGACUGCUUUAUGUCCAUAUCUAUAAAGAAUUGAGGGAUUUACGCAUUCAAUCACAAGAAUUUUCAACGUGAAAACCUCUUUGCCUGUGUUUCUACUUGGUCAGCUUUGACGGAGAUAGGCCUUCUAUUAAUCAGCCCCGCGCCCCGUCAAUACCAUUAUGAAGUCUAUGAGUGACCAUAUUUUGAUUUCCAAAAAGAGGACACUCGGGCCAGCCUGGAGAUACUUAAAUUUUACUCAAAGUUCACGCAAAGAUGCCUUAUUACUUAAAUACUAUAUUUAAAGUGUGCUUCUUCCAUCUGGAUAGGAAAAUUUAGUUUUAUUUUUGCAUUCAAAAACAUUUUUUUUUUAUUGAGCAACUUUUUUGAUUGAAUAAUAAACACACAAAUCUACUUCCAUUUAAACAUAGUCAGCAUCGUUCUCAUUAAGUCAUCAUUACACAGAAGUUGUUCAAACUGUAAUAGUUAAAUAUUUAAUUAAUAUAAUGCAGACCCAUGGAAGUGUAGUCCUGUACACAUACAGUAGGCUAUGUGCCAACUAAACAUUUUUAUAAAUUACUAUCAAUUGUCGUUGACAAAUUGUUAUUCCCACUUAAUUAUUAUUGUCAUUCAAUGUUCUAGAUUGGACACAAACAAUAACUGAAAUAAACUAACAAACAAUUCAACCAGCAUAUUUCCAAAUGCCGAAGUUCAAAACUCCAUUUCCCAUAAUGCCUAGUGCUUAGCUCACUGACAGCUACCCUAUUAGCCAGCACCAGUAGCCGAGGCAAAAAUUAGACAUUGCUAUCAAAGUUUACAAUCAUCCUCAGCACAACGAUGCGACACCAAACGAGAUUUUACAGAUCACACCAGUCAUAUGGUCACCCAAGUUUUAAACUUUGUUUCUUGCUAACAUCCAAAGCGCUUCUCUAAGUUGAGAUGAAUCGCCUCAAUAUACUUCUUUGACACCAAUUACUGUACUUCUUAUAUUAUUUUAACAGGGAUUGUACAUUGUCAAUAGAAUUCUGGGGAAGCUAGGUAAUGACAAGAUUUAAUAAAUAAAUGCUCUCCUACACCGCUGUUCACCUCUUGUUGCCAUUUUAAGAAAGCAAGUCUGUGAACAAGGUGUGUGCGGUGCGUUCAGGUGCUUAAUCUCCUCUAAUGAGACCGGCCAGAGGACAGAAAGGCUGCAACUGAGUGUCUCGGUGGGCUUCAUUAAAGACAAGAACCAGUCUUUGGCUUCAUUUGCACAGCGUGUUGUUAUACAUCAAGAGUUCCGGCAUGUUAAUGAGAAAAUAAAUCACGUCAUAGUGACUGUUGUCUUAAAAAUUGUCCUUGUUUUCGAGGCAGGAGUGACUUUCAAGGAGCGCAGGGAACGCUAAAUGGGAAAAACCAAAUUCUGUUUGAAGGCGUCCCACCGGGCCUUCACGGCGCAGGUGUGUGAAUUAAAAAGACGCAGACUUGUCGUUUCCGACUCUGGGUUCCCCCAGCGUCCCAUCUGUGCAUCUGCGACGCAGCACGCUGCGCCUCUUCCAGCUGGGAUCCUCCACAUUGUUUUCCGUCAAAAUGACAAGGCAACUGCGACUUGAGUCACGACUGCACUGGUUGACAUUCGAAGGAGGAAGAAGAAGGCCUUUUUGAGAAUACAGAGGUCACCAACAUUUGUGAAAAUGAGGAGAUGGUGGAAAAGGGGACAACGCUAUUAAAGAAGCUGGAAAUCAACGUAGCAGAGGCUGAGAAAAGAACGGGCAAAAAUUCAGUCAACAUGCAGGAAACCUACACCGUCUACCUCGUAGAAACACGCGCAUCAGAAACGCCCCCUAAUGUCUCUCCAGCCACCACACCUGACUCUCUGUGGAGACGCUACAGUGAAUUUGAGCUGCUCAGAACGUACCUAUUGGUCACCUACCCUUACAUCAUAAUCCCUCCGCUGCCAGAGAAAAGGGCCGAGUUUGUGUGGCACAAACUGUCAGCAGACAACCUCGACCCUGACUUUGUGGAGCGGAGAAGAGUCGGCUUGGAAAACUUCCUCCUGCGCGUGAUGUCACAUCCUGUUCUUUGCAAGGACAAGAUAUUUUACCUUUUUCUUACAGAGGAGAAGGGAUGGAGGGAUGCAGUUUUGGAAACGGGUUUCCAAGAUAAGGCUGACUCCAGACUGAAAUCCCUGAGUGCCAUGUUCAGAGUUAAGAGCCCUGACAAGCGCUUUACAGCACUGAAACAGUAUAGCGAUGAACUGAAUACUGCCAUCUCUCAACUUCUCAGAGUGAGAGCAAGAGUAGCAGAUAGACUAUAUGGCGUCUACAAAGUCCAUGGCAACUAUGGACGAGUAUUUAGUGAAUGGAGCGCUAUAGAGAAAGAGAUGGGAGAUGGGCUGCAGAGCGCUGGUCACCACAUGGACACUUACGCAGCUUCCAUAGAUGACAUUUUGGAGGAAGAAGAGCACUAUGCCGACCAGUUGAAGGAAUAUCUCUUUUACACCGAGGCUGUGCGGUCGGUGUGUAGGAAACAUGAACUGAUCCAGUAUGAAUUAGAAGUAGCAGCUCAAGAUCUGUCCUGUAAGAAGCAGCAGAAAGAAGAACUAGCCACUGGGAUGGUGCGUGUUUUCUCCCUGAAGGGAAUGACCAGUAAAUUGUUUGGCCAGGAGAGCCAAGAGCAAAGAGAGAGUAGGCUAGCAGCCUUGGAAGAGAGCAUCAAGGAGGGCGAGCAGAUGCUCAAGGAGAAGAAUGCAGAGUGCCAAGAGUUUGUGCAAACAGCCUGGGAGGACAUCGAGCGUUUUAAGGAACAGAAGGACAGAGAUUUACGGGAAGCACUUAUCAGCUAUGCUAUCAUGCAAAUUAGCAUGUGCAAGAAGGGAAUUCAGGUGUGGUCCAAUGCCAAGGAAUGUUUCAACAAAAUGUGAGCCACAUUCCGACAGUCACCAACCCAGCCGAAAACUACAACUUAAAUAUUCAGCCUGGUACUAUGCUGGUCAUUUGAUACCUGACUAGUCUUUUUGAGAUGGACUACUUGGACUUUGGAAGCUAGUAAUGCACAUUGUCAGCUUUCGAAUCAGAUUCUUGAAAUUCCAGUCCUAAAUUUUCCAAAGCUUCUUUCUCAGUAUGGCACAGAAUCAUUUCAUCCAGAGAGCAGGUACUACUAGUUCCAUACAAGAGAUGUUUGUUCUGGAUAACGACGUGUUGUGUCAUGAGUUAUACCUCAGAUGUUCCUUUGGGGAUUUUCCAUGCCAAAUCUAGGAUUACCAACGGGUCAUGGACUAUUUGCAUUCUACAAGGCAACUAUAAACCUAAAUCAAAUAAAAACUGAGAAAGUCAUCUCACCCCUAAUCUAAAUAAAUGCAAUUUAUCUUGUCAAAUACGAAAUCUUGAUAAGAAACGCCUUUCACUUUUUGACAUUCUCUGAUAAGGAGUAAACCUUGGUCAUUUAUGAUGACUUCUUCUCAUGUGCAAAUAAAUUGCAGUGGGCUAGAGCCAAUCAAGGUCACCAUUUUGGUGUGAAAUGUUUUUUUUUCUUUUGAAUGACUGAAAUGUGCCACUUUCACUAACUGUGUCAUCUAACAAGUUACCAAAGCAUGUAUGUUUGGUUCAUGUUGGACUUUUUAACUCAUUGGUUGCUGUUGGCGCCGAUAGAUGUCCAAUCCAUUUUGCCUGAAAGGGUUGGCAGCGAUGAUUUGCUUUAGUCAUUGAAAAAAAUAUGGAAGUCGCUGCCAUUUAUGUCUACUGUUUCUUUUCGUAUACAAUUUUGGCAACAUAUAGAUCAGUGGUUUUUAACCUGGGUUCGAUUGAACCCCAGGGGUCGAUUAAGUCUAAUGGGUUCAGUGACGGUUAAGACACACGGGGCCCGAUUUUCGUACACUGACUAAAGGCAAAGUGUCGUUUUAGACAAAGUUUUGGACUGGUUUGCCCCUAAUUCACAGGCUACAUUCCAUUCCAUUCAACUGCCAGCCCUCUAUCUAAUGGGAGGAGAACCUGGUUAGCUCAGUGGAAGGUUGACCUGCACUUGGCACGAGGACGCAUAACAAACAUUUGUGUCAUAUUUUACACUAUGAAAAUAGUAUGUGACGAAAGGAUACAACACUAAAAUGAGAAUGUAGACAUGAAGACAAUAAAAUCCCGUAAAAAUCAGCAAAAGGCACAAUUAUUUGUAGUAUAUUUGAAAUUUGAAGUAAUUUGGGAAUUCACUCAGAAAUUAGCUUGCUAUAGCAUAGCUAUAUCAUUUUGAAUUUGAAAACAAUUGCUUUAGCAUUCACUGAAACCUUCAGAAUUAAAUAAUAAUGUGCAACUUGUGGGGUUCAGUACCCUUAGUAAGGUUUAAGAACCACUGAUCUAGAUAAAAUUGGAUGUCCAUCAUCAUCCAUGGCAGCCAUUGAGUUAAUAAUUACAAUACUGUAUAUAAAUCACAAAAAUGGUCAAUCGAAUUCUGCCAAAUCAAUUCUGAUCAAUUGUGGAUCUGAAAUAGAAAUGUAAAAGCUUUAUGUUGUUGUUCCAAAUGGAUUUGAUGGGAUAUCAUUUUUGUAUGUUGUUGUAAUUGUGGUAAAACACUAAUAAUAAAU